This is a messenger RNA of Mercenaria mercenaria, 1002 nucleotides long. RefSeq names its product transforming growth factor-beta-induced protein ig-h3-like. The coding region runs from base 82 to 975 and encodes 297 amino acids. Gene Ontology annotation, molecular function: cell adhesion molecule binding. The transcript has 6 exons. Gene Ontology annotation, biological process: cell adhesion; extracellular matrix organization. Gene Ontology annotation, cellular component: extracellular matrix. The record is from RefSeq and is a predicted model, not a curated record. NCBI's taxonomy places the organism in Eukaryota, Metazoa, Mollusca, Bivalvia, Venerida, Veneridae.
AGAUAAGACUUUUCAACUUGGCCACAGUUUUAAGAGUUCAGUCGUUAUUAGAUUCGAUAUUGUAGAACAAGAGCCACAAAAAUGGCGAAGAUUUUGAUAUUUUUCGCCUGUGUAGCAGGAGCCCUAUCUGCAACAGUAGUAGAUGUUCUAAAAGCAAGAAGAGAAGCCACAUUGGUUAGCCUUAUACAGUUGGCUGGGUUGGAGACCGCUCUCUCAGGAGAAGGUCCAUUCACGGUUUUCGCACCAAGUGAAACAGCAUUUCGUAGGCUGGGUUCAAGUACGUUGGCUGCCUUGAAGAGUGACCCUACAAAACUUGCUGAAAUUCUCAAAUAUCAUGUGGUGUCCGGAAUCUAUGACUCAAGCAACCUUACGGUGAACGAGAUGAUGUUGGAUAGCUUGUCACAACAAAAGAUACGAGUCAACUAUUACAUGUAUAACAAGCACAUAGCUGUUGAAGGUGCACGUGUGAUCGGUGCUAACUACAGAGCAAGCAAUGGUAUCGUGCACAUAGUAGAUAAAGUUAUGAUGGCACCGACGGGAACCAUUGCCGACAUUCUGUCCACCAACUCUGAUCUUACCACUCUGAAAGCUGCAGUUGACGCAGCUGGAUUGACCAGUGCUUUAACAGAGGGACCUUACACACUUUUUGCACCGACGGAUGCUGCAUUUGCCCUACUUGGAAAUGACACCAUACAGGCACUUCUCGGAGAAACAGAUCUUCUACAGUCAAUCCUUCUCUACCACGUUAUACAUGGUACUCUGUACAGCACGGGUAUGCAUUCAGGAGCACUGCACACACUAGAGGAUGUAGAUCGCGAGAGACUUACAGCUUCGUUUGGAGGAUACCAAGUGAGUGUUGAUGGUGCACGUGUAACUCAAAAGGAUAUCAGUGCAACAAAUGGAGUGAUCCACGUCAUUAAUCACGUUCUUCUUCCAAGCUCACUUAAAUCAGCAAUUGCCAAUUUGAAACCAUAAUCAAAUAAAUGUCUUCCAAUUCGCCAA